Diospyros lotus (date-plum) is the source of this 5433-nucleotide messenger RNA. RefSeq names its product myosin-17-like. Gene Ontology annotation, cellular component: cytoplasm; myosin complex; vesicle. Gene Ontology annotation, biological process: vesicle transport along actin filament; actin filament organization. Bases 286 to 4878 code for a protein of 1530 amino acids. Lineage: Eukaryota; Viridiplantae; Streptophyta; Magnoliopsida; Ericales; Ebenaceae. The record is from RefSeq and is a predicted model, not a curated record. The transcript has 39 exons. Gene Ontology annotation, molecular function: ATP binding; actin filament binding; microfilament motor activity.
AGAGAGAGGCCUUAAGCUUGCUUCUGUACAUAAACUCAUUUCUAAUGAAGAGAAACCAAAAAGGCACUCUUUAUAAGACGGAAAAAAAACAAAAAAUCUACCAAAAAUUGCCUUUGGUUUUCCGUCGGCUUACCAAUCGUCUUCUCUGAAGUUCCGACGCUGCGAAUCCGUGUCCUCUCCGAUCUGACUCGCCGAGUCCGAGUCCUUGUCUCGUCCUCUCGUUCUCUGUCUUCGAUGAGUUGAGGACGAGGAGGAGGUGGAGAUCGAAAUCCGGAACCCGUCAAAAUGGCAGCACCAGUUAAUAUAAUUGUUGGUUCACAUGUAUGGGUGGAGGAUUCAGUCUUGGCAUGGAUUGAUGGUGAAGUUAUUAAAAUAAACAGUCAAGGGGUCCAUGUUCAUCUUACAAAUGGUAAAACGGUUGUCACAGACAUCACAAAGGUGUUUCCAAAGGAUACAGAAGCUCCUCCUGGAGGUGUUGAUGACAUGACAAAGCUUUCAUAUUUGCAUGAACCUGGAGUUCUGCAAAAUUUAGCUACCAGAUAUGAACUUAAUGAGAUUUAUACAUAUACUGGCAAUAUUUUGAUUGCAAUAAACCCAUUUCAAAGAUUGCCUCAUCUGUAUGAUACUCACAUGAUGGAGCAAUAUAAAGGAGCAGCUUUUGGGGAACUUAGUCCGCAUGUUUUUGCAGUUGCAGAUGUUGCGUACAGGGCAAUGAUUAAUGAGGCAAAGAGCAACUCUAUUUUGGUGAGUGGAGAAAGUGGUGCUGGAAAAACAGAGACGACAAAGAUGCUUAUGAGAUACCUUGCACAUCUGGGUGGUAGGUCUGGAGUUGAAGGGCGGACAGUUGAACAACAAGUUCUGGAAUCCAACCCAGUUCUUGAAGCAUUUGGCAAUGCUAAGACAGUUAGGAACAACAACUCAAGUCGUUUUGGUAAAUUUGUUGAGAUACAAUUUGACAAGAAUGGGAGGAUAUCUGGGGCUGCUAUUCGAACUUAUCUGCUAGAGAGGUCCCGUGUUUGCCAGAUUUCGGAUCCUGAAAGGAACUACCAUUGCUUUUAUCUUCUUUGUGCAGCACCUUCUGAGGUCCGAGAGAAGUACAAGUUGGGAAAUCCUCUAUCUUUUCAUUACUUAAAUCAGUCCAACUGUUAUGAACUUGAUGGAGUAAAUGAUGCCCAUGAAUAUCUUGCAACCAGAAGGGCUAUGGAUAUAGUUGGAAUUAGUGAGGAAGAGCAGGAGGCAAUUUUUAGAGUGGUGGCAGCAAUUCUUCAUCUUGGUAACAUUGAAUUUGCGAAGGGGAAGGAGAUAGACUCUUCAGUCAUUAAGGAUGAGAAAUCUAGGUUUCAUCUUAAUAUGACUGCUGAACUGCUGAAGUGUGAUGCCAAGAGUUUAGAAGAUGCACUGAUUAAGCGUGUCAUGGUGACGCCUGAGGAAGUUAUUACGAGAACUCUUGAUCCUGUUGCUGCUCUGGGUAGCAGGGAUGCUUUAGCCAAAACCAUAUAUUCUCGCUUAUUUGACUGGAUUGUGGAGAAAAUAAAUCGUUCAAUUGGGCAGGACCCAAACUCGAAAUCAAUAAUUGGUGUUCUUGACAUAUAUGGGUUUGAAAGUUUUAAGCACAAUAGCUUUGAACAGUUCUGCAUCAAUUUUACAAAUGAAAAGCUGCAACAACACUUCAACCAGCAUGUGUUCAAGAUGGAACAAGAAGAGUAUACAAAAGAAGAAAUUAAUUGGAGCUAUAUUGAGUUUGUUGAUAACCAAGAUGUGCUUGAUCUGAUUGAGAAGAAACCUGGUGGAAUAAUAGCACUACUAGAUGAAGCCUGCAUGUUUCCCAAGGCGACUCAUGAAACAUUUGCUCAGAAACUGUACCAGACAUUUGCAAAGAACAAGCGCUUUACUAAGCCUAAGCUUUCUCGAACUAGUUUCACCAUCUCUCACUAUGCAGGAGAGGUCAUUUAUCAAGCUGAUUUGUUUCUGGACAAAAACAAGGAUUAUGUUGUGGCAGAACAUCAAGAUCUGUUGACAGCAUCCAAGUGCUCUUUUGUGGCUGGUCUAUUCCCUGCACUUCCAGAGGAAUCGUCAAAGUCAUCCAAGUUCUCUUCGAUUGGUUCUCGUUUUAAGCUGCAACUUCAAUCUUUAAUGGAGACCUUGAGUUCAACGGAACCUCACUAUAUCAGAUGUGUGAAACCUAACAACGUCCUCAGGCCUGCUAUUUUUGAAAACAUCAAUGUGAUCCAACAAUUGCGUUGUGGUGGUGUUCUUGAGGCAAUUAGGAUUAGCUGUGCUGGAUACCCCACUAGACGAACCUUUUAUGAGUUUCUCCUCCGUUUUGGUGUUCUUGCUCCUGACGUUUUGGAGGGAAACUAUGAUGACAAAGUUGCAUGCCAGAUGAUUCUUGAUAAAAUGGGGUUGAAAGGCUAUCAGAUAGGCAAGGCAAAGGUCUUCCUGCGGGCUGGUCAGAUGGCCGAGUUGGAUGCCAGAAGGGCAGAGGUUCUUGGCAAUGCGGCUAAAAAGAUCCAAAGGCAAAUUCGUACUUACAUUGCUCGCAAGGAGUUCAUUUUGUUACGCGAGGCUGCUAUUCAGUUGCAGUCAUGUUGGCGAGCAAUGCUGGCUUGCAAGAUAUAUGUGCAAUUGCGACAGCAAGCAGCGGCAUUGAAGAUCCAGAAGAAUUUCCGAGGCUAUAUUGCUCGGAAAUCCUACUUAACAGUUCGAUCAUCUGCUAUCACACUGCAGACAGGCUUAAGGGCAAUGACUGCUCGCAAUGAGUUCAGAUUCAGAAAGCAAACUAAUGCUGCAAUUAUUAUUCAGGCUCAUUUCCGUGGUCACCAGGCAUAUUCUUAUUACAAGAGUCUUCAGAAGGCUGCUAUUGUUUCUCAAUGUGGUUGGAGACAGAGGGUUGCUCGGAGAGAGCUCAGGAAGCUCAAAAUGGCUGCAAGAGAAACAGGGGCCCUUAAAGAAGCAAAAGACAAGCUAGAAAAGCGUGUUGAAGAGCUGACGUGGCGAUUACAGAUUGAGAAGCGAUUAAGAACUGAUCUGGAAGAGGCGAAGGCCCAAGAGAUUGCAAAGUUACAGGAUGCUUUGCAUGCAGUGCAAAUACAAGUAGAAGAGGCAAAUGCCAAAGUUAUCAAAGAGCGAGAGCUGGCACGCAAAGCUAUUGAGGAAGCACCUCCUGUAAUUAAGGAGACUCCAGUCAUAAUUCAAGACACAGAAAAGAUUGAUUACUUAACAGCUGAAAUAGAGAGUUUAAAGGCCUCAUUGUUAUUAGAAAGACAAACAGCUGAAGAAGCUAGGAAGACCUUCAAAGAUGCUGAGGCCAGAAACACAGAUCUGGUGAAAAAACUUGAAGACACAGAACGUAGAGCAGAGAACCUUCAAGAUUCUGUACAGAGGCUUGAGGAGAAACUUUCUAAUACAGAGUCAGAGAAUCAAGUACUUCGUCAGCAAGCAUUGGCCAUUUCCCCCACUGGGAAAACUUUAUCUGCACGGCAAAGGACAAUGAUUAUUCAGAGAACACCUGAGAAUGGUAGUGUUCUGAAUGGAGAAACAAAGAUUGCAGCGGACACUUCUCUUGCUUUAUCAAAUCCACGAGAGCCUGAAUCCGAAGAAAGGCCACAAAAAUCUCUUAAUGAAAAGCAGCAAGAGAAUCAGGACCUCCUAAUCAAGUGUAUUACACAAGACUUGGGAUUUUCUGGGGGCAAACCUGUUGCUGCUUGUGUCAUAUAUAAAUGCCUCCUCCACUGGAGGUCAUUUGAAGUUGAAAGAACUACUGUGUUUGACCGUAUAAUUCAAACAAUUGCUUCAGCAAUAGAGGUGCAAGAUAAUAAUGAUGUACUAGCUUACUGGUUAUCUAAUACAUCCACUUUGUUGCUGCUGCUUCAACACACGCUCAAAGCAAGUGGAGCAGCUAGCUUGACUCCCCAACGAAGAAGAUCAACUUCGGCUUCUCUUUUUGGGAGGAUGUCUCAAGGAUUAAGAGGAUCUCCCCAAAGUGCCGGGCUUUCAUUUCUCAAUGGUCGAAUGCUCGGUAGACUGGAUGACUUACGGCAAGUUGAAGCCAAGUAUCCAGCUUUGCUGUUUAAACAACAGCUUACUGCAUUCCUUGAGAAAAUAUAUGGGAUGAUAAGAGACAAUCUGAAGAAAGAGAUUUCUCCAUUGCUCGGAUUAUGUAUCCAGGCACCAAGGACAUCCCGAGCGAGUUUAGUGAAGGGUCGCUCCCAGGCUCAUGCUGUUGCUCAACAGGCUCUGAUUGCUCAUUGGCAAAGCAUUGUGAAAAGUCUGAACGCCUACUUGAAGAUAAUGAAAGCAAACUAUGUUCCGCCGUUCUUAGUACGCAAAGUGUUCACUCAGAUAUUCUCAUUCGUCAACGUCCAGUUAUUCAACAGUCUUCUCUUGAGGCGUGAGUGUUGCUCGUUCAGUAAUGGGGAGUUUGUAAAGGCAGGCCUAGCUGAAUUGGAACACUGGUGUGGCAAUGCUACUGAGGAGUAUGCAGGGUCAGCUUGGGAUGAAUUGAAGCAUAUAAGACAAGCAGUUGGGUUCCUGGUUAUACAUCAAAAGCCCAAAAAGAAUUUGAAUGAAAUAACGAAUGAACUCUGUCCUGUGCUCAGCAUACAGCAAUUAUAUAGGAUCAGUACCAUGUACUGGGAUGACAAAUAUGGCACGCACACUGUCUCUUCAGAUGUAAUUUCAAGUAUGAGAGUUCUGAUGACAGAAGAUUCGAACAAUGCUGUAAGCAGUUCGUUUUUGUUGGACGAUGAUUCAAGCAUUCCUUUCUCCGUGGAUGACAUCUCCAAGUCAAUGCAACAAGUGGAGAUCACGGACAUCGAACCUCCGCCAUUGAUUCGCGAGAACUCGGGGUUUGCAUUUUUACACCAAAGAUCAGAUUAAAGAUACCGUGGUGCAGUCAAAUCUACACAUCCAUCAAUGUGCAAAACUUGUGCAUAAAAUUUCACAGCCGCUCACCACAUCGGUGGGUAUCACAUAUGCUCCCUUCACCUGGGCAAGGGAUCUCUUUAUUUUUGGGUCCUAGCCAUUCUUUUUCCUUCUUUGUUUUCAUUUUGACUCGUGGCCCUGCGACACGAGGUGCAUUCUUUAGAAAGCGGUGUUUUGAAUUAGCGCGACCAUGUGCAUGUUGAGGAGCAUGCCUUGGCCUCCGGUAUCUUGUCACAUCGACAAGGAGCUCCAUUUUCUUCGACAUUGUUUUGUUCAUGUCAUGUAGUGCUUUGGCGAGUGUAAUUAAUGUUAGCUCCUGCAAGUUUUAGGUCAUUAUUACUUUUGUUAUAAUGUGGAAGUAAAAUGUAUCAAAGGGUAAUGUAAUAUCGUCACUUCACAGGAGGAUCAUCGAGGUUAUGGUUCUCUCAAUGUAUCCCUCUGUCAAUUUGCCAUUGUAAAUGACUUCACUGUAUUUAGCUUCCUUUUAUAAAGAGGACAUGUUUUGUUGAA